UCUAUGAUCUAUGGAAUGACAAUGACACAACGAAUGAUAAUUGACGAGUGUCACAAUAUUUGACAGUAGUGAGAAGACUAGCACCUGUCAUGUUCGGUGGGGCUCUGAACGAUGCUCCCUUGGAAUUCACCAAGAGGAACACCAAGUCUGCAGAUGACAAGGACGACUCCAGCCAGAGUCCUUCAGACAAAAGGUCCAGAAGCACUGGCAAGAGCUCAAGGGACAGGAGGGACACAGAAAAAUCCUACGAUUCCGAUUCGAAUAUGUCCAGUUCUCAGGAUGUCAUUUCCAUAGCUAGCGGGCCCAGUCUGGGGGGCCCUAAUAUGUGGGGAGGGAUGAUGGGUAU
Messenger RNA from Leptinotarsa decemlineata (Colorado potato beetle), 346 nucleotides. Its product is annotated as ecto-NOX disulfide-thiol exchanger 1-like. Lineage: Eukaryota; Metazoa; Arthropoda; Insecta; Coleoptera; Chrysomelidae. The record is from RefSeq and is a predicted model, not a curated record.